This is a messenger RNA of Sphaerulina musiva SO2202, 333 nucleotides long. RefSeq lists its product as uncharacterized. Bases 1 to 333 code for a protein of 110 amino acids. The transcript is spliced from 3 exons. The record is from RefSeq and is a predicted model, not a curated record. Lineage: Eukaryota; Fungi; Ascomycota; Dothideomycetes; Mycosphaerellales; Mycosphaerellaceae.
AUGUCCACUCCCAUCGACAAAGCCCUCAACUCCAAGAACCUCUUCAUCGGCUUCGCAGCUCUCAUCACAGCAGCCACAGCCUGGUCAGUAUGGGGUCAAGAUAUGUUCCCAGCAGCAUCCUCCGACUCGAAAUCGGAAUCGGCAAAUACCACCACGCAACCGGAAACUUGGAGUGAGGCGGAAUUGCGAAGGUGGCUUAAGAAGAGGAAUUUGCCGAUUUACGACACAGAGUCGCGAAAGGAUUUGUUGAAGAGAGUUCAGAAUAUUCUCUCAAACCUUCACGCGAGUUCUCCGCAAGGGGAUGCAGGGAAGCCGGCAUCAGAUGGGGAGUGA